This is a messenger RNA of Tetranychus urticae (two-spotted spider mite), 2543 nucleotides long. RefSeq names its product acetylcholine receptor subunit alpha-L1. Gene Ontology annotation, molecular function: acetylcholine-gated monoatomic cation-selective channel activity; transmembrane signaling receptor activity. The record is from RefSeq and is a predicted model, not a curated record. Gene Ontology annotation, cellular component: postsynaptic membrane. Gene Ontology annotation, biological process: monoatomic ion transmembrane transport. Lineage: Eukaryota; Metazoa; Arthropoda; Arachnida; Trombidiformes; Tetranychidae.
GAAGUGAGCAGAGAAGACGAAGAGAGAGAAAGAAAGAAAAGUAAGAAGAAAAAAGAUGAAGAUAACAGGGAAGAUGAGGAUGCUAACAGGGAGUAAAGCUUGUUACAUGCGUGGAUAUAUUGCUUCAUGUAAACUGUUCACUAGUAAAAAUGUUGCCUACUAGAAUCUAUUGAAGUUUCAGCUUUUCUUUCAAAAACUUUUUUUCCUUCCCUUCUCAGUGUGUUUACCAUGCAAGUGUACCAUGUGUGUGUGUGCCUCUCUGUGUGUGCUGUGUGAGACUUGGUGUUUAUAGAGGUUGAUAAUGCUUGACUAAAGCCGAUCGAUUUCCUUUUUGCUCAUCUUUUGCCUUUUCUUUCUUUCCUCAACAUUUCCAUCUCCCUCAUCAUUCAUGUUUCUCCCUUUUCAUCAUCAUCAUCAUCUUUCCCUUUCAUGAUUCCCUUUCUUUUUCCCUCUUCUUUUUUUUCUUCUCGUCAUCAUUAUUCUUUCUUCAUAUUUACAGUCAUUGGUAAUACUUUUUGUCGCCAUCUAUUGAUACAUCAAAUGUAAAUCAUUAAUUGAACUCUAAUGAAAUUGUUAAACAUCGAUCUUGAAAAGUCUCGAAAAUUUCGUUUCGUUCAACUUUACCUUUUAAUUUUCAUGUUCCAAUAUUUUGCACACUUUUCCUCAUGAAACCAACUUGACUUGUGCUCAUCUUAGUGUUUGGUGAAAUUGAUUUGUGUGGAAAUGUCAGCACCGGCUACUUUGCAUUUCAAGUUUAACGAGCUUUGCUUGUUUAAAGAACUGUCCAAGCUGACAAGUCCAUGUUCUGGAUGGAAACUUUUACUCUACUAUUUGCUCCUGUCACAACUGUCAUUCCCUGAAAUACAAGGAAAUCCGGAUGCAAAGAGAUUAUAUGAUGACCUUAUGAGUGGCUAUAAUCGUAUAAUAACACCUCGAAUAGAACCAAACGCAACUGUUCGUGUUAGUCUUGGACUCAAGUUGACACAAAUCAUUGAUCUGAAUUUGAAGCAACAAAUCUUAACAGCAAACAUGUGGGUACUUCAGGAAUGGUUUGACCCAAAAUUACGUUGGGAUCCAGCCGAGUAUGGUGGAGUUACAGAGGUUUACGUUCCAGCUGAACAAAUUUGGCUUCCUGAUCUUGUUUUGUACAAUAACGCUGAUGGUGCUUAUGCCGUAACUAUUAUGACCAAAGCAAUGAUUCGAUACAACGGCACCGUUUUAUGGAGCCCACCGGCCAUAUUCAAAAGCUCUUGCUCAAUCGAUAUUAGAUAUUUUCCUUUUGAUACUCAAAGCUGUAAAUGGUAUUUUAGUUCGUGGACUUACGAUGGGUACACGCUUGAUUUACGUUUAAUUGAUGCAAUUAAUGGAUCCAAUUCAUCUGUUGGAAUUGAUUUAUCUGAAUAUUAUCUCAACGUUGAAUGGGAUGUGAUGGCAGUAUCCGGUUUGGAGGAAGUAAAAUCUUAUCAAUGCUGUGAUGAACCAUUUGUUGGUGUUCUCUUUAGCAUGACAGUUCGAAGGAAAACUCUGUUCUACACUGUUAACCUGAUAAUCCCAUGUAUUGCCAUAUCAUGUCUAUCCAUAUUGGUAUUUUAUCUUCCCUCAGAUUCAGGAGAAAAGGUUUCACUCUCAAUUUUCAUUCUUCUAUCAUUAACUUUCUUCCUACUUGUUCUCAUUGAAAUAAUUCCAACAACUUCCCUGUCAAUUCCACUUCUUGGACUUUACCUUUGCUUCACCAUGGUUUUGGUGACUUGUUCCGUUGUGGUUACCAUAGCAAUUUUAAAUGUUCACUUUCGCUCACCUUCAACCCAUAAAAUGGCUCCUUGGGUGAGAAAAUUUUUCAUUCGAAAAUUGCCCAAAAUUUUGCUCAUGAAACCGCCUCAGUAUCGAUUUGAAAACAUCGAUGAAUCUCGAGAUAAAUCGACUUCGAAAGAUCAAACAAAUUCAAAGAGCAAAGUGAAAAAAUUGAAGGCAAAGUUGGCUUCUGCAAGUCGCUCAACCAGUGCUCGUCCAACCUCCACAGGUGAUUCAAAUGGUGAUCCCAUGGUAAUCAAUGAACUCGACUCUUCACCCGGUGCUGUGGCUGAUCGAACCUUUGACUUUCCAAUUCGAUAUCCAAGGUCGAUUGAAAGAGCAAUUACAAAUGCCAUGUUCAUAGCUCAGCACAUUGACAAUGCCGAUGAAUUUGAAAGUAUGCGAGAAGAUUGGAAAUAUGUUGCUCUGGUCUUGGAUCGGAUAUUUCUCUGGUUCUUCACUAUGGCCUGUAUUUCGGGUACUUUUGGUAUCUUUAUUCAAGCUCCAUCUUGGUAUGACAAGACUCAACCGAUUGAUGUUCAACGAUCUCAUAUUGCCAGGACUUAUGUUGCUGAUUUUCCCGAGUUAUCUGAGCUUAUCCAGUGAUGAUCAAAUGCUCUUAAAAGGCUCUUUAUUGUUGCGGUUAUUGAGCAUUUUGACAAUGAAUUUGAAGCUCAAAUUUGAUUUAUUCAUUGUAUUAAAAUGUAAAUUUGUCUCAAUUGAUAUACUAUUUUAAUACCAAAUAAAUGAAU